AUCCCUUUUGGUGUGUCUGCAAAGCUCAACGCACAUGCAAUUGUGCCUUUAUUCAUUUAUAGGACUGUGUACGCGACGGCAACGCAGCUGGAACGUUUUUGGCGAGUCGUUCACGCACCUGGAUAAAGUACCGACACAAGCUUCGUUCGUGUAUUGAACUCAAUGACCGUAUUAUAACUGGUGUAGCAAGGUUAGGCAGAGCGGGAAAAAGAGGAGCCUCGCGCCCGCCGGCUUGCUGCGGGAAAAUGGGCCGGAGCAGGAGCAGGAGCCGUGAACGCUCAAAGCGGUCACAUCACAGCAGAAGCAGGAGCCGGGACCGAGACCGGUCUGAGCGGGAUCGCAGGGACCGUCGCCGCAGCCGCUCGCGGGAUAGGUCUGAACGCGACCGCCGCCGCUCCCGCUCUCGCUCACGAGACCGCGACAGGAGCCGCCGCAGUCGCUCUCGGUCCAGAGACCGGCGAGACCGUGACAGGGACAGGGACAGGGACAGGGACAGGGCGCCCCGCGAGGGCCGGGAGCGCAGCGCGGGGGGCAGCCAACCGCCGGCCGCGGCGGAGGCCAAUGCGUCAGCAGGCACGGGCGCCAGCGCGGGUGCCAGCGGCGGCGCCGAAGCGGACCGCCUUGCUCGCCUAGCCGCUUGGAAGGCCAAGAUGGGCGGCGGUGGCGCUAUUGGUGCUGGGGGUGCUGGUGGCGCAGCUGCAGCCGCUUCACCAGCGCCGGCUGCAGCGGGACCGGGGGGCAGUAGCAAGGUGUGGAUGCCCUGGGAAGACCCGGAGCUGGUCGGCAAGGGCGCAGCGGCUGUAGCAGCGGCGCCAGCGGCUGUAGCCGCUGCACCGGCGCCGCAGGCGGCGGCGCCGGCGGCAGCAGCGGCGGCGGCCGGGCGGCGGCCGGGCGGCGGCGGCGGCGGGUUUGGUCUGGAUGACGAGGAGGAGGAGGAGGCGGACCGGGCGGCUAAGGAGGCGGAGAUGCGGGCGGCGGCCAUUCGGGAGAUGAUGAUGAAGGACCGGAACUACGUGCCGCCCACGAUCAAGGCCAAGAAGCUGAAGGACGCGGAGCAUGAUGCCGAGCUGGCGGCGCGCGCCGCCGCUGACGACGAGGACCCGCUGGACGCCUUCAUGGCGGCGGAGGUGCUGCCGGAGGUGAAGCAGCGGCAGGCGCAGGAGGAGGCGCGGCGGCAGGAGGAACGGCGCAAGAUGGCGGAGCAGCUGGCGUCGGGCAAGGCGCUGCCCUCGCUCAAGCUGCUGGAGGAGCUGUCCGACGAUGACGACCCAGACGCCAACCCGGACCUGGAGAUACAGAUCCCCGCCAACAAGGUCAAGCUGGUGAUCGGACCUGGCGGCGAGAAGAUCAAGGAGAUCCAAAAGAAGUCCAAGGCGCGAGUGCAGGUGAAGAAGGACGACAAGGAGCUUAACAAGGGCUUUGGCGAGGGCCUCAAGGCCGACAUGGAGGCGGCCAUGGCCAAUGCCUCGGGUGAGAAGAAGCUCAAGACAAUCCUGCUGUUCGGUGACGAGAAGUCUGUGGAGAUGGCUGAACGCAUGAUCAUGGAGGCCAUCGAGAACAAGGAGCAGAAGCAGCGCAACCGCGAGAAGGAGUACGAGCGCAAGCGCGAGGCCAAGCGCCGCGAGCGCAUGCUCUACCACCUGCGCCACGCCAAGCACUACGAGCUGCUGGAGGUUGCGCUGGGCGCCUCCAAGCUGGACGUGAAGAAGGCCUACCGGCGCCUGGCCAUGCAGUGGCACCCCGACAAGCACCCCGACAACCAGGAGGAGGCCAAGGCCAAGUUCCAGGAGAUCCAAAAGGCCUACGAGGCGCUCAUGUCCACCAGCGAGGACGACAUCAUCGAGCAGCUGCCGGACAGGGCGGGCGCGGGCGCGGUGCCGGAGGGCGGCGUGGUGGUGCCGCCACCCGCACCCGCGUGAGCAGCUGCGGGCUGCAAGGGCGCGCGCAGGAGCUCCUGCGAGAUCGGUGGUUCGCGUGUAUGCUGCGCGCUUGCGAAGAGGGCGUGGUUGUGGGGGUUAACGUUGAACGUGGUUGUGGGGGCUGUAUGGCCGUGGAGCAUGGGCCGGUAUGAGGGCGAGAAGGCGAUGUGCAGAUGUAGGAGUGAUGCGAUGUGGACUUUAUGGCAAGGUGAUACGGUAUGUGUGCUCGUGAGGGGGUGGGUCAACGGGGCCCGAGCUUGUACAGCCCACGGCUAACGGCUGUCGUCCUGCCUGACAACAUGUUGCUUUCCUCAGCGGAACACGUCACAAGCGCAUCGCUAGAUGUGCCCAGAUUCGGGACUGG
Chlamydomonas reinhardtii is the source of this 2283-nucleotide messenger RNA. RefSeq lists its product as uncharacterized. The transcript is spliced from 11 exons. Gene Ontology annotation, molecular function: RNA binding. Bases 246 to 1919 code for a protein of 557 amino acids. The record is from RefSeq and is a predicted model, not a curated record. Lineage: Eukaryota; Viridiplantae; Chlorophyta; Chlorophyceae; Chlamydomonadales; Chlamydomonadaceae.